Messenger RNA from Pleurotus ostreatus (oyster mushroom), 2538 nucleotides. RefSeq lists its product as uncharacterized. The transcript has 9 exons. Gene Ontology annotation, biological process: mitotic sister chromatid cohesion. The coding region runs from base 1 to 2538 and encodes 845 amino acids. NCBI's taxonomy places the organism in Eukaryota, Fungi, Basidiomycota, Agaricomycetes, Agaricales, Pleurotaceae. The record is from RefSeq and is a predicted model, not a curated record.
AUGCUGACGACUCCGCGACGGCGCGCAGAAGACGUCGACGCCGCUGAAGACAACCCCAGACCUUCAAAACGCCAGCGCACAUCUAGUCCCACGAGCUCACCACUCACCGAGCUCGCGUCUUCCCAAACAGUGCCUGUGCCUACAUCGCUCCCAACAUCGCCAGCACGGUCUAUAUCGACGUUGCAGCCCAUACCGCCUGAAAUACUGCUUGUCAAUUUGCCCCGCCUGAUAAUUCACCCACCGAACCACCCACGACAUACUCAAUCGCUCUAUCUCGCGUUGAUAGCCUUCAGAAAGUGUUUGCAGCUCCCCACUUUAACGGCAGAUAUAGAAUGUAGAGCAUGGACCGGACUGGUCGAAAUUGGGAUGCGAGUUAUUGGCGGAGGUUUCAGCGCAGUGAAAGAACUAGGAUGGGCCCAGGGGAUCGAGGCUGAGGUGGAGAAGGCAGUCACCAAAGGAUUACAUAUCGCCAAUGCGCACCCCUCCCUACGGCUCUAUGCGCCCCACCUGACCAUAAUGUCCGCGACUCUCGCGGCUUGGCAGCACAAUACAAAGUUUGCUCGCAAUCAAGUCAAGAAACUCCUGAAUACUGUUUCAGAACCGACGGGAGAAGCUUGGCCGCCCCAUGUUGUAUAUGGCGUGCACCUGACAUAUAUCGACUUCCUAAUACAUAGCAAGACCACAGACGCGAAUAGCAGCAAGCAAGACACACAUGCUGCACUUGCGUCUAUCCAGGCUCUCGCAGAACUCGCUUCGACGAACUCCCAGUCUCCGCGUCCAUCUGAACCCCUAUCGACCUCCUCCAACGUCAACCUCGACGCUGGUCGCAAGACAGGCGAGGAUAACCUCGACGGGCACAUGCGAGUGGUCUUGCUAACGCAUGUACUUCGUCUCCGGGUCUUGAUCGCAGCCGGAAUGUGGAGCGAAGUAGGCGAUGCGUUGAAGGAGGCCGAGCAAAUAUUGAAGAUCUCUGCGGAACCUGCGAGUAUACCCAAGGAGACGGAUGCAGAUGCUACCCCAAAAGCUUCAAAACGCCACUCUUCGUCUAGCGCUGCGGCUGCGGGGGUUGUCGAUUCAGAAGAUCCGUUCAUUAUCGCUUUGGUCGUUCACACACUCAUUAUCGGCGUCCUUUAUCACACCUACUCCGGCGAUGCUCAAGCUAGUCAAACCAGAUUAGCCAUCCUCCACGCCACGAUGGACAAGGCCAUGCUAGAGAAGGAUCAAGAGACGGAGGACGGCGUUAUAAGUAUAUCGUUCGACUCGCAGUACUCCAAGCUAUACAUUCGGACCACGCAUCCUCGUGUCAUUUACGCCCUGGGUUUCCUGGUCAGCAGUACCGUCAAGCGCGACCCUAUCGGACGCAAGCCAAAGCGCAAGGUUUUUGCUGUCGAAGGACUCACACGGUGGGAAAGAGAAAUGAAAUCAGGGGAGUUCACGAGACACCUACAGCUGCCGUGUUACGCGAAUCUAGAUGAUCUUAUUCAGGUCGAAUCUCGGAUGAUAAAAAUAAAAGCCGACUUGCUUUCUGAGUAUAUCGGCGUUUCAAUCCUAAGGGGCGAAUUCGACGCCGCAGAAUAUAACCUCGACAUACUCAUCGCCCAUACUCGCAACCACAACCUCUUCCCGUUAUAUGCAGCGCGUAUCACCCUUCAUCAUGCACAUCUUGCCCACUCACUCGGGCAAGCUGAGCGAGCGGAACGUUGCUAUCAGGUGGCGUAUCAUCUGGCCGGCGGAAAUAGUUCCUCCUCCAUGCUGGACAACAAACGCCCCAGUGAUUCGGCCAAGGCUAAGAAACACGAACCAGCUGUAGAUGCCUCAUGCGUGCUGAGUGCAGAUAGUGAUUUCGUCUGUGUUGCUGCUCUGGCUGGACGAGUAGCCCUUUUGCUCGGGAUGAGUGUCGCUGAGAUGUGGCUAGAUGAAGAUCUCGAUGACGAUAUUGAUAGUGGUCCUGCCUCUCCCACGAAAGGCAGAAGCACGAAAGGGAAGGAGAAGGAGGGCUCGGACAGCGAUCGCCCAAAAUGGAGGACUGAACUGGAACGCUUGGGAAAGCAAGUCGUCUCAGAAUCGCGAGGAAUGGGCGGUACGUUAGAAGCCAUCGGCCAAAUCAUCGAGGCCUGCCUUUCAAAGGAGAUCAUCAAAGCAAAGCAACAUCUGAAAAUAGCGCUUUCGAAAGCGACUCGGGCACAAGACAAUCAUUUGCGGGCACUCAUCCUUGCGUUAAUCUCGGCACAUUACUUUCAUGUAUCUGCCGAUCACGCGCGCACUAUGCUUGUUACGUGUGAUCAGCUGGCUGCUGGUUUGGGCGCGACAUCCACGAAGUCGAAGACUGUGGCUGAGGGUGAUGGCCGCCGGGACCAAGCCGACGGGAGUAAGGGGGAUGCGAGUGAUGUAGGCAAUGCACCGCUCAGGCUGUGGGUGGGAGAGAAGUUCGUUGAGCUGCAUAAGCGCACGGGUCACGAAGAACUGGCCAAUAAACAAGCACAGUUGAACACGCGACUUAAGAAGGCUGUAGUACAAAUGGUGGCUCGUGGCACCUGA